This is a messenger RNA of Doryrhamphus excisus (bluestripe pipefish), 3905 nucleotides long. Lineage: Eukaryota; Metazoa; Chordata; Actinopteri; Syngnathiformes; Syngnathidae. The record is from RefSeq and is a predicted model, not a curated record.
GCAAAAUUCUUCGCUUCCGUGAAUUCCUGCCGCGGGGUCACGCCACCGCCCCACCGGGUCCACUUUGAGGGGUCGGCGUGAGUGAUGCCAAGCGUUUAAUCUGCCCGGUGACUUCCCAGUGUUUCCUGCAGGGGACCGAGCGAGAGAUAAGAACGCUCCACAGCGCGAGCAGGACUGCCUUCCCUUUGUCAGCCUCAUCCAUCAGGGCUUCCAGAGACCUCCUUCAAGGCCCCCCCCCGGUCCACGAACAUACCUCCGACAUCGUGGGACUAAUCCCACAACAUGUGUACCUAAUGAAGUGGCCAGUGAGUGUCCAUCCGUCGGGGAGUGUCGGGACCUGCGUGCGUUUCAUCGCAUACGAACAAAAGGAACGGUGAGAAGCUGCGGUGUGAAUUUGAACAGCACUUCCUGUCAGGACAGAGGAUGUUCCAACUGCCAAUGUUUGAUGGAUGCGGCAAACGGGAGCACAGGAAGUGGAGGCAGUUCGGCGUUGUGCAGGUCCGGGUUCUGCUGGGCCAGUCUCUUUCGCUCAUCCUUGGCCCAGACCAUGAAGGCGUUCAUGGGCCGGCGGAUCCUCGGCUCGCUCUUGCCGCGACUCUGGUUCCCCCCGCCGGCUGCCGCACCCCCGGAGGUGGCGGAGGAGGAGACGCAGGGCUCGCUCUUGACCUUGGGCUCCCCGAGGGGGCUGAGGGGGUCGGCCCACUGGCAGUGUCCCAUUCCAGGCAUCAUGACUGACAUCGCGCACCUUGCCUGGUUCUGAUCGUCGCUGGCGUAGCCCGCAUCGGGACUGCUCAUCUCUGUGCGGCGAGGAGGUUCGGAGGCUUACGGAAGAAGGCGGUGGUCGAUCUUGCGAUCUUGGAGAACACUUCCAUCUUGGCUGAAGGACCCUGGCAGUGGAAAAACAGCGAAAAUUGAAACUUUUGUGUAAAACCGCAAGUGUUGUACCAUGGAAAAGUGGAGGUUGGACAUUUUUUGGCCCCUCACAGUGAAAAACGGCAGCCGUCAUUAAAGGUGAACUCAUCAAGUCACCAAGCAGAUGGAGGAUGAGAUGAAAUCUGAGGUGUGAUCGCUUUGCUUUCCACCUUUCACCCCUCUUUGAGGCUAGUAUGUGGGAGGACCCCCGAGCGCUGCUGGGAAGAGCAAAGGGAAGCUGCAGGCGUCCGAGGGGGAAGUGAGCGGCUUCGGCGGUGACCGGGCUUGUCUUGUGGUCGCCGUGCACACGCGUUUACUUUCACUCUCUGCGUGGCAGGUCACAGCGUGGAUGCCCUGUUUCCUCCAGCGUGAGCAGGUGUAACGCGUGUUUUUAUGGCGAGAUUGAUGCUGGCUGACCCACAGGUGGAAACCCACAGGUUGUAAACACAGAGGGAGCCCUCCACUGGACCACACCGGUACUACACCUCAUCACAAGCACCUUUGACCUCAUCCUGACAUCACGGAACUUCCUGACUGUUUAUUAUUGCCAAGGGGGGCCAAGGUUGACCAAAACAAGGCCAAGUCGCACGUUGAGCUGCAAGGGUCGGCUGAGUCGGGCCUGUGAGGACCCGGACCCAAGUACUGUUCAAACUCGCUGCGGUCCAGAUCGUACAGCAUGUCCACCUGCACCUGCUCCAGGUAGAACUCCAGCGAGGGGCCCCCGUAGAACCUGGGUUCCGCCUGAUCUGCGUGAGUCCCGGCCUGCCCGGAGAACCCGUACUGGAGGUGUCCCUGCUGGUCCAAACACAGCGUUCCUUCCAUCCGGCACGAGGCCGUCACACGUCCACCACUUGACGCCAAAGGAGCGCUGCCCUGUCCAGAAAGGCUCGAACCAGGAAGCGGAAUGACGAACGACAAUGGAGGAUCUUCUUCUCCGCCAUGUUGACCACCCAGCCCGGGGCCAGGCCGAAGAAGAUCUGCCUUCUGUCCUUCCUCAUGGACAGCAUGUGGUACAGUUCAUCCUUGGAGAGGUCCGCCAGCACGUAGCCGUAUUUCUGCGCCAGGGCCAGCCGGGCCCGCCGGAUCUCCUCGGGGUCGGCUAAGUAGCCGCGGUUGUCGGCGUGGGUGUAGUAGGGCACCAUGUCCUCGCCUGGCAACAUCCUCCUCGGGAUGGGCUGACCUCGCAGAAAGAACGGGACCGGCUUGAUGAGGAUCCCUGUGGCGGAGGAAGAGGAAGUUGUCACUGCGGAUGCACGAGAUGAUGAGGCAGGAUUAUCCCCCAUGACUCGUUACCGAGGCUUAUUGGGUCGUAGAAACCGGUGGUGAUGACCCCGCCGUUCCUCUCGAUGGCAGCGAUGGCUUUCUCGGAGGCCCUCUGGACCUCUAUGUUGACUUUGGCUGCGAAAAUAUCAGCGCCCUGCGGGAGAACACAAAGAACGUUGAGGGGAGAGAAAACCAAGAUUCCCCAGCUUCACUGUUAUGUAGCGCCAUCUGCUGGCAGAAGGCCGUUACUUCAACUCAAUUUCAUUCAAUGGAACAAUUUAGGAAUUUUGGCAAGGAUUUUUCAGUGCAAAUAAAAAAAAAAAUCACAUUUUUAAAACAUAUUUAAUCUGGACCCCGUAGUCCCUCUUCAGCGGCUGCACCGUCACCCCCCGCCCGUUCACCAGCUGCGUCAGGUCGAUGGGCUGGGUCGGGUCCACCCUGCCCAGGUCAAUGAGGUACUGGAGGCGUCGCAGCGACAGCGGCUGGUACUGAGGACGGCGACUGGGGACGAGACGGCGACAGACCGCCGUGUGGAUUAGACGUCUGACAGCGGGAACGUCAUCUUUCUGCAUGGCCUCGGUGACACCGGGCAUGGAUGGGCAGAAGCCUUCGCUGGCAUCAGGAUACCCCACGUCAAGUACAUUUGUCCACACGCUCCCAACAUGCCCGUGUCCUUAAACAUGAGGAUGUCCAUGCCUUCCUGGUUUGAUAUUUAUGGCUUGAGUCCCGAAGCAGAAGAAGAUGAAGCUGGCAUUAAGAGCGCAUCCGCCCACAUUAAAGCCUUAAUAGACCAGGAAGUGAAGAACGGGAUUCCUUCCCACAGAAUAAUCCUGGGGGGAUUCUCACAGGGUGGGGCGUUGUCCCUCUACACCGCUCUGACCACUCAGCAGAAGCUGGCGGGCGUGGUCGCUCUCAGCUGCUGGCUUCCUCUACGCAAUUCCUUCCCGCAGGCGUCGGCCGGCAGCGCCAACAAGGACAUGCCCCUCCUCCAGUGCCACGGCGACGCCGACCCGCUCGUCCCCUUCUCGUUUGGGAGCCGCACCGCCGAGAAGAUGAAGAGCCUCAUCAACCCGGCCAACGUCACCUUCAAGUCGUACCACGGUCUACCUCACAGCGCCUGUCCUGAGGAAAUGGUGGACGUCAAACGCUUCAUCGAGAAGCAGCUCCCCGCCAUCAGCGACGAAUGAGCGUCUCCGUCUUUUUGUCUCCUUGAGUUUCAUCAGGACCUCCAGGAGCUUGACAGUUUCAAAUGAAAAAAGAAGAAGAGAAUCAACCCCCCCCCCCCCCCCCCCCCCCACACCGUCGAGCACCGCCGCGCCUUUAGAGGCAAACGGGAGCGCUUGAUGUUGAUGCGGCGCAUCCCGACACGGAGCGACACGUCCCGACUUGGAGCCAUGCGAUGGUCAAUGUUACGGUAGAGUGACGUUAGCUUGAUUGUUGAUGCUAAAAGCCAUUUCCUAGCUAAGGACUAACUAGGGCUACUACUGUUGUUUUUCUUCUUUAUGAUUACAUGUGGAAUAUUAAUAAUAGACAACUUUAUUUGUUACUAUUCACAAAUCAGACCACAGGAAGCCGCUUCUCGCUACCAUGUCUCACGUAUGCUAUCAUUUCAACGUUGUCUUAUUUACUUCUUGCUGUUAUGAAUCCUCCCUUUUGGGCCAAACGCAAACAUUGUAGGACAGUGAACGUUCAUGAACAAAUCAUGAAAAUACAUAUUUUCAAAGAAAACA